This is a messenger RNA of Rhea pennata, 1266 nucleotides long. RefSeq names its product iroquois homeobox 6 (gene IRX6). Gene Ontology annotation, cellular component: nucleus. The record is from RefSeq and is a predicted model, not a curated record. The coding region runs from base 1 to 1266 and encodes 421 amino acids. Gene Ontology annotation, molecular function: RNA polymerase II cis-regulatory region sequence-specific DNA binding; DNA-binding transcription activator activity, RNA polymerase II-specific. Gene Ontology annotation, biological process: cell development; neuron differentiation; regulation of transcription by RNA polymerase II. Lineage: Eukaryota; Metazoa; Chordata; Aves; Rheiformes; Rheidae. The transcript has 7 exons.
AUGUCCUUCUCUCAGUUCGGAUACCCCUACAGCACCACUUCACAGCUCCUGGUGCCCGCCAGCCCCGGCGCCGCCUGCUGCGAGCCGCCGCCGCGCUCCGCGCCCGCCGCCUCGCCGGGCCCCGCCGCCGCCGCCGCCCCGCUCUGCUGCCCCCCGUACGAGAACCGGCUGCUGGCCGCCACCCGCGGCGAGCUCAAUGCGGCGCUCGGCGUGUACGGCGCGCCCUACGCGGCCGCGCAGGGCUACGCCGGCUGCCUGCCCUACGGUGCCGACCCCGCCGCUCUCUACCCCUCGCUGACCCCGCAGUACGACAUGAAGGAGGGCACGGGCGCCCUGCCCUCGGGGAUCGCGCAGCCGCCUGCCUACUACUCCUACGAGCACUCCCUGGGGCAGUACCAGUACGACAGGUACGGGACAGUGGAUUUCAGCGGUUCGGCCAGGCGCAAAAAUGCAACGCGAGAGACGACCAGCACGCUCAAGACCUGGCUGUACGAGCACCGCAAAAACCCCUACCCCACCAAGGGCGAGAAGAUCAUGCUGGCCAUCAUCACCAAAAUGACCCUGACUCAAGUGUCCACUUGGUUUGCUAACGCCAGACGGAGGCUCAAGAAGGAGAACAAAAUGACCUGGUCUCCCAAGAACAAAGCGGGGGAAGAGAGGAAAGAAGAAAACAAAAGGGGCGAGGAGGAGUGUGGCAUCGCGAGCGAAGGCAGAGAGCACAGGAGCUGCAAGGAGGACACGGAGCUGCGGCUCAGCGACCUGGACGACCUGGAGGAGGAGGAGGAGGAGGAGGAAGAGGAGGUGGCAAGGAAGGGCCGCAGGAGCUCCCCGCAACAGAGCGCGCUGUCCGAGGCGCCGCCCGGCCCCUUCCGCGCCUUCGCCGCCGCGCCGCCGCCGCCCUACGCGCCCGCAGAGAAGCCGCGCAUCUGGUCGCCGGCGCGCACGGCGGGCGCGGAGGGGCUGGUGGCGGCGCGCACCGGCGGCCCGCGGCCCGCCCGCGCCCAGCCCUGCCACCUCGCCGCAGGAGCGCAAGGCUGCGGGAGGAGCGCGGAGGGCGGCGCGGGAGGCGGCGAGCUGGGCGAGGGCUGCCUGGACAGGCUGCGGACGGCUUUCCGGCCCGUGCUCAGGAGCGCCGCACGGCAGCGGCGCAGCUCCUCUCCCGCCGGAGCCGUUGUAACCCACCGCCUGUGCUUCACCGAGGCCGAGCUGCGCCACAAGCGGCAGCGCAGCGGCCGUGUGGGCGAGGGACCAAGUGUCAGGCCGUAA